AUGUCCACCCGCAGCAACCGCUUCUCCGGCUCCUUCCAGCCGCUCCGCAACACCUCACUCAACAUGCGCUCCCUCAAAACCGCCUUCAGCCCAACGCGCUCCUCGCGCUCCGCCUCCGCAACCAGCUACUCUAGCACCUCGACCACAUCACCCUUAACGCAAUCUCGCAACGUCUCUGGCUCCUACAGCCGCAACUCCAGCCCCCAGAGCAGCCGCUCCAACCACAGCCUUGCUGAGAUCCUGGCGGUGAGGAGGCGCCCGAGCAACCUCGAGUUCGAGAUGCAGAUGGAGGUGCAGACUUUUGGGAGCGGGAUGGAUGUCCUGGAGCCCAGGCCGAUGGGCGUCGAACAUGCGAGUGUGGUGGGGAUUUUUGAGGUGUUGGAUGGCAAGUGCUAG
Molecule: messenger RNA, 396 nt
Organism: Macroventuria anomochaeta
Lineage: Eukaryota; Fungi; Ascomycota; Dothideomycetes; Pleosporales; Didymellaceae
Exons: 1
Coding region: 1-396 (131 amino acids)
Source: RefSeq, a predicted model, not a curated record